This is a messenger RNA of Schistosoma intercalatum, 1939 nucleotides long. NCBI's taxonomy places the organism in Eukaryota, Metazoa, Platyhelminthes, Trematoda, Strigeidida, Schistosomatidae. The record is from the annotation of a GenBank genome assembly.
AUGGUUUCUUGGUCUACAAUCAUUAGUCUCUUGAUUAAUGCCAACAUAAUAUUAUUGAAUGCUAUUCCGGUCAGAGAUACACCUCCACAACUGUUUGGUUUGAUGUAUGCUGAAGAAACCAAAAGCUCACGAGAACGAUACCAGCUUAAACAUGAUGAAACAAAUCCGAACUCUUCAAUGUAUAUUUAUGAUUACCAUAAUGAAGGAGAUGCUAUAUAUGUGGUAAUCAGUAUUUCUAAAAAGGACUUGGAGUUUGUAGACAAUUAUCAGAUCAAACCUGUUAUAUGCUUAAUCAACUACAGCAGUCAUGUGCCUUUAGCUUUAUCCUAUGACUUGGAUUUUACGUUAUCCGCAGAGCUUGUUAAUCAAUCGUGGUAUUGGUUACCACCUUCAUUAAAUGCGAGUACAAAUAUAUCAGUUUAUAUAUUACCAAAAUUAGUGGGACUAGACUAUUUGGUAUUUUGGAUUCGUCAAGCGAAACCAAAGCAUGGAUAUAUUAGUCCUACUCCUUGGUUUGCCAAUAAUUCUGAGACCCUCAGGAAGCAAUAUUUCGACAGUUUAGUAAUUGACUAUCGACUCAAUGUCUCUUUAUAUAAUAACCAGGAUUAUAAUGAUGACAACAAUAAAAACAACACAAUGGGUUUUCCCGUAAUUGUAACUGCAGAUAAAGGCAUUGGUCAUCUAGUUUUCCGUAUCAUCGUCAUAAUCAUGGUGACUGUAUUCACAUUCACAAUGGGGUGUGAUUUGGAAGUUCCUUUGAUCCUGCAUCAUUUCAAAAGACCCAUUUCUGUAUCAAUUGGGUUCUUUUGUCAAUUUUUUUUUAUGCCAUUGAUUGCGUUUGGUAUCGCAAAAAUUAUACCAAUUAGGUCGGAUUUUGGCUUUGGUUUACUUACUAUUGCUUGUUCUCCAGGUGGUGGUGCCAGUAAUGGUUGGUGUCUUCUACUCGGAGGUGAUAUUAACUUGAGUAUAUUAAUGACAUUCAUUAGUAGUUUAUCGGCUCUUUUCAUGAUGCCUCUUCUUCUAUUCAUCUACGGUCGAUUCUUCAUUGAUGUGACCAAAAUAAAAAUUCCAUACGUCAAUAUUGUCUUCCAGUUAUUACAAGUAGCUAUACCCGCAUUAAUGGGUUUAGGUCUACGUAUAUGGAAACCGAAAUUAGCUGUUAAAUGCGCAAAGUUAACACGUCCAUUAUUUUAUGUAUUCAUAGUAUUCUUUUUAACUAUUGGUGUGUACAUUAACUGGUCCUUAACUCGUCUAUUAGGUGUAUAUCCUUUACUUAUUCUUACAUGUGCACUAUUACCUUGGCUUGGCUUUUGUAUAGCAUCAUUAUUUACAUUAAUUCUACGACAAUCACGUAAAUUAGUUAUUACAGUGGCCUUAGAAACUGGUAUACAAAAUAUUGGUGUUGGAAUACUUGUUUUAUUGUAUACAAUGCCAAAACCAAUUGGUGAAUUAGGUGCUAUCAUGCCAAUUACUGUAGCUAUACUUACACCUAUUCCUUUGUGUCUAAUAUAUUUAGGCUUAGUAAUCAAGCGUAAAUGUUUUGACCAUCAGAAUGAGCCUGUUAUUCAUGAUCCUUGUGAAAUUGAACCCCUCAGUGCCACGAAAAUAAGUAGUAAAUGCAGUAAUGACAUAAUGAACCCACCAACUGAUACCAUUAAAUCACCUACACAAGUAUCGUUAACAGAUACAACUGUUACCAUAAACACCACUGUCCCUCAUGAACGUAUGUAAUAGAACUCGUGUAAAGUCAGGUUGGUGGUGUAUUUCUCACUGCCUUCUAUUUUUGAAUAGCAAUAAUUUUGUAGUGUGAUAAUAUGCAAAUCUUUUUAGUUUUCUAUAGAACCGUUUCAGUUUUAAAUUGAACUUUUCUCAAUUCAUCUAUCAUUGAUCUUAUCAAACACAGUAUCUUACUUUUCUCGUCUUAAAAAAUGUAAUCAGA